Messenger RNA from Stegodyphus dumicola, 2132 nucleotides. RefSeq names its product organic cation transporter protein-like. Gene Ontology annotation, biological process: transmembrane transport. Gene Ontology annotation, cellular component: membrane. The record is from RefSeq and is a predicted model, not a curated record. Gene Ontology annotation, molecular function: transmembrane transporter activity. NCBI's taxonomy places the organism in Eukaryota, Metazoa, Arthropoda, Arachnida, Araneae, Eresidae.
UCGUCUCCCUUCGCUGACGUAAAGAGUUCCUACCUCAAGGCGCAGACGACAUUUCGAGCUCGAAUUUCGUGUAAUGUUACACUAACGGUUUUCCGCGGAAAUGGAUAAAUGAAUAUGUAACUUGGAAGGAAAUAAAGGAACGCUAAUGGAUAUCAAAUGAUUCGAGAAAGCCUUUCCUUUACGAGUAUCUUAUCCGCAUACCAACAGUCGGAGCAAACAUGUCGCUCAAGAGCGAUGAAGACAGUAAAUCCGUCUAUAAAGAAUACAUCGUUGAUGAUUCUGUUGUGGAUUCGAAAGAUAGUAUCGAAGUCAGCGACCUUAUAGGGGGUUAUGGACCCUGGCAAAGGGACAUCUUUGUUCUUCUCUUCCUUGCCUCUAUUCCAUCUGCAUGGCAUAAUCUGCAAAUGACUUUCAUGGCCCCCACUGGCGUUGAUUUCUGGUGUUCCAGACCACUUCACCAGAAUGUGUCGGUAGAUGCAUGGAAGAACUGGAGUGCUCCGCCUGAACAUCUAGGCGUAGAUGGACGAUGUCAUAUAGUGCCUUACUGGAGAUUGCCGGACAACGCCACAAUAGUGGAAAGUGAUCUUCUUAAGUGCACUUCUUGGGAAUAUAACUCAACUUUCUAUCCUUCUACAAUUAUAGACGAGUGGGACCUCGUUUGUGACCGAGAAUGGCUAAUUUCCUUUUCCAAGUCGAUUUACAAUGUUGGAUACUUAGUGGCCGUGCUGGUGUUCGGUCAGUUAUCAGAUAGUGUAGGCAGGCGUCCUACCCUCCUGUUCUCGUAUGUGCUUAAUGUGAGCUCGAGCUUCCUAUGUGCCUUUGCUCCAUCUUUCGCCAUGUUCGCAAUUCUCAGGUUUUUUACAGCCGUGGGAGGUGCCGGAUUUUACACUGUCUCCUUCGUUAUACUAAUGGAAAUGGUAAGCCCGGGAUUUCGCUCAAUGGUAGGCGUAGCCAUCAAUUUUGGUUGGUGCUUGGCCUUUAUCAGUCUUCCUGCGGUGGCCUGGAUCAUUAGAGAUUGGUUCUGGCUGCAGCUGGCUCUUACAGUCCCGAAACUGCUGUUCAUUUCUGUUUUUUGGGUGAUACCAGAAUCUCCUCGAUGGCUGCUAAUCCGCAGUGAAAAAGAAGAAUUCCGGCGUGUAGUGCUAAAAGCAUCCAAGAAAAAUGGCUUGCCAGAAGCUUUCGUCCAAUCUGAAGUAGACAAACUACUUUUGAGGACAGAAGAAUUACGAGUAAGCUCCGAAUCUUCAGCCACGGUGUUUGAUCUCUUUAAAACUCCCAGAUUAAGAAAGAAUACUUUGAUACUCUUUUAUAACUGGUUGGUGAACUCGUUCAUCUACUUCGGCCUUUCAUACAACACAGGUGACCUAUCACCUGAUCCCUACAUAAGCUUCUUCCUUUCAGGGGCAGUAGAAUUUCCAGCCUAUUUAGUGACGAUGAAAGUAAUUGGUUCUGUAGGCCGGAGAAAACCGCUUGCUUUCGCUAUGAUGGCUGGUGGUGUUGCUUGUGCUCUUGCGAUUCCCGUACCUUCUGAUAUGGUGAUUGGUAAAGCAUUCUUUCCCCUGGUGGGCAAGUUUUGCAUAACAGCGACGUUCGCCACUGUUUACGUUUAUUCAGCCGAGAUCUUUCCAACAGUCGUCAGGAAUGUUGGUCUCGGAACCGGAUCCACAGUGGCUCGCAUAGGCUCCACAGUAGCUCCUUUUGUUCGAGAACUGGGUGCGGGAACAUUUAGCAGCUUACCUGAUUUAUUAUAUUCUGCGUUGUCUUUGUCAAGUGGAUGCCUCAUUCUUUUGCUUCCCGAAACCAAAGACGAGCCAUUUGCCGACACUUUGAAGCAAGCAGAAGACAUUGGCAGGAAAUCAGAAGAAGAAAUCUUGGAAAAAGAGAAAGAGAAAAUAUAAUAUGUAGAAAUGGAAAGGAUGAAAAAUGAGGCAUUUGAAAACAGAGGAUUAGUCAAGAAUUUUCCUUGCCUCGAAGUAUUCAAGUGCCAAUUAUGUAUUCAUUACUUAUUGCUUCUCUUAAGUAUGCUUAAUAUAAUGAAAAUACGAUAUUGUAAAUGAAAAUCAUCCCAUCAGUAUGUGAAGAAAUUUAUAUUCAUUUCAAUGGUACUUUUUAAUAUACAUAGCUUCACUCUU